GGUCCGUGUGUGUCUUGUGUUGUUGUUCGGCGGCAGCGGCGGCGGCGGUAAGAUGGCUGCCCACGGGGGCUCCGCGGCGUCCUCGGCGCUGAAGGGGUUAAUUCAGCAGUUCACCGCCAUCACCGCUCCCGUCCUCCCUUCUGAGGAAGAGGCGACGACGGCGUCGGGUCUCCGGGUUCAGGCGGGAGACAGCCCCCCCCGCGCACCCCAUACCUCGUUCUCGGUCUUCUCGCAGUGUGGAGGGAGACACCCCACUCACCCCCAAUGCCCCCAUUGUCAUCCAAGACCCGGGGAAUGGGCCGAUCUCAUCCGCCCCCGCCGGCCCGGGGACCUGGGGGCGGGAGAGGUGGGGGGCCGCACCCGGGCCACCGCCCUCCUCCUCCUUCAUUACCUUCCCUUCUCUGUGCAGCCGUGGGGUGCAGUGCAUCUCUCACCUCCUUUUUCCAUUCUUCCUCGGCCAGGUCAUUCUCCCCCAGUCCCUGGCCUGCCCUUCCCCUUUCUGGGCCCCUCAGAGCCAUCGCCGUGGCCCUGGCGUGCUCGGGCCCUCCCGCCUUAACGACGAGGCUGGUGGGUUCGGCAGUGCCUUUACCGAUCCUGGGGGAUAGGCCGCUAGAAAGGGGGGUGCUGAGAAGUACCUUCAAGACAGAGGUUUUAAGAGAAGAAUGAGGGGGAACCCCCCCAACCUUAAUAGGGAAGGCCUGGAGGAAUCCUGGGUGGCGUUUCCCACCUCCCCAUAAUAAAAUAAUAAAGACUGGGACGAUGGCGCCGGAGCCUCCUGCUGAUAAAAUAGGGAUGGCGGCAGAAACUUCUUUGAGAGAAAGUCAGUUUUUGGGUGUCAGCAUCCCCCAAAUCCUCGGUUAUUUUCCCUUGGACCCCUGCGAAGGGCACACGCAGAUCCUCUUGCCGCCUGGAGGAAAGGCCCUAAGCCAUUCUAUGAAUUCUCUAUGCCUUGUUUCUCUCUGAUGGUGCUGAACUUUUUUUGCAUGAGUUAUUAGAGGGCGGAGCAAAUGAUGAAGUUCUCUGUGGAGUGAUUUGAGAGAAGAGUACUCCAUGUGCCUGAGUGUAAUUUUGCCGUUCUAGUUUGUCAUUUUGGAAGGAGGUGCAAGCGAAAGUGUAGGGAAACAUAUGCUCGAAGCCUGCAACAAUAAUCUGGAGAUGGCAGUCACUAUGUUUUUGGAUGGUGGAGGAAUUGCUGAAGAGCCCAGUACCAGUUCAGCAAGUGUCUCCACAGUCAGACCACACACAGACUCCUAAAAGACGACGGCCUGCACGUUCAAUAUUUGAUGGUUUCCGAGAUUUUCAAACUGAAACUAUUCGGCAAGAACAGGAAUUAAGAAAUGGAGGAGCAAUAGAUAAGAAACUAACUACCCUUGCAGAUCUCUUCCGGCCACCUAUUGAUUUGAUGCAUAAAGGCAGCUUUGAAACAGCCAAAGAGUGUGGCCAGAUGCAAAAUAAGUGGCUAAUGAUAAACAUUCAAAAUGUACAAGACUUUGCAUGCCAGUGCCUCAACCGUGAUGUAUGGAGCAAUGAAGCUGUGAAGAAUAUUAUCCGGGAACAUUUCAUUUUCUGGCAGGUUUAUCAUGACAGUGAGGAAGGUCAGAGAUACAUACAGUUUUAUAAGCUGGGGGAUUUCCCCUAUGUUUCCAUCCUGGAUCCACGGACAGGUCAGAAGCUAGUAGAGUGGCACCAGUUAGAUGUAUCUUCUUUCUUGGAUCAAGUGACAGGAUUUCUGGGUGAACAUGGGCAACUGGAUGGACUUUCUAGCAGUCCCCCCAAAAAAUGUGCCCGUUCAGAGAGCCUUAUAGAUGCAAGUGAAGACAGCCAGCUAGAAGCUGCCAUCAGAGCCUCCUUGCAAGAGACACACUUUGAUUCAACACAGACAAAACAGGAUAGCCGCUCAGAUGAAGAAUCUGAAUCUGAACUUUUUUCUGGCAGUGAGGAGUUCAUAUCCGUUUGUGGCUCUGAUGAAGAAGAGGAGAUAGAGAAUCUUGCCAAGUCCAGAAAAUCUCCCCACAAAGAUUUGGGGCAUAGAAAAGAGGAGAACAGAAGGCCAAUGACUGAACCCCCAGCCAGAACUGAGCCUGGAGCAGCCACAAACCACCAAGGAUUGCCAGCUGUGGAUUCAGAAAUAUUGGAGAUGUCACCUGAAAAAUCAGAUGGAAUAGUGGAGGGCAUAGAUGUAAAUGGACCAAAAGCACAGCUGAUGUUGCGGUAUCCAGAUGGAAAAAGGGAACAGAUCACUCUUCCAGAGCAAGCUAAACUGUUGGCUUUGGUGAAGCACGUCCAGUCUAAAGGAUAUCCAAAUGAACGUUUUGAACUUCUCACCAACUUCCCUCGAAGGAAACUCUCUCAUCUGGACUAUGACAUUACAUUACAGGAGGCAGGCCUUUGUCCUCAAGAGACUGUCUUUGUACAGGAAAGAAAUUAACAUCAUGGCCUGACCUCUCUCAGUUUACCCCUUUUUUCCCUUUCCUGUGAGAUACCAUGUCACUAAGUAUGCAUUUUGGCUCAUAGGACCAUAGAGCCAAAGUUGGGCAAGCAAGUCACCUGCCUUCUCUUUUAUUUCUUGCUCUCUCCUAUAUUCAGUCUCUUUUCCCCCUCCCCCACCUUUUCAGUCCUCUUCUAUUUUCUUCUUUUUCCUACUAUUCUUCCUUUCUUACCUAAUCUGGUGACCAAAUGGAAGUGUAAGGAUUAGACCUCCUAGUACUGGCAGCAGGAAAUGUGUGUUCCAAUAAGUGGUCUCUUGCACGGCACUUUUUUGGGAUCAAAUGAUAAUGUUACUCCUCAGAUCCUUUGGUAAAGGAAUGGCUAGAUUCAGAAUAAGAACAACCUCCCUUUUUUGUAAGCCCCAUUUUUGGUAGGGAAAAGAAACUCUAUAACACAUGUUUUGUUGUUCAUGUAAGAAAUAUCACGUGACAAAAUAUCCAGGCUUCCGUUUACAUGGAAAAAGCAUCCCUUAAAUUAUUGCUCAUCAUAUUUAAAAUUUUUUUCAACGAUUCCCAUGUACCCAGCUAGAAUUAUUUCCAUGGUAUGUGUUAUUGGCAGAAUGAGUGUUAAAUGUAGGGUGAGUAGCAUGGGGUGGCUUUCAAUAUCCUAGCCUGAAACAGCUUUCUUCAUUAUUACUUUAUAAACUGUACUGAUCCUGCUAGUCCUGAAAGGGACAUUUAGUGAGGCUCUUGUGGUGAUUAGAAUAGGAAGGUGCUUGCUGUUUUUGCCAGUACAGCAUAUUAGUUCCCUUGGCCCUUCCAUUGUUUGGGUCCACAAGUGGUCUAUGGGAAGGCAGCUGUUCAAUAAUCAUGCAGUCCAGUGGCUUGUAGUUGUAACCACUAUGGUUAUUGAUCAUCCUACGGGCUUUAAGGCAUACUUAAUGUAUGUCCCGGGGGGGAAAAGAAGAAGAUGCAGCUGAGAGUUGCUAACCAUGUUCCUGCGGUUAGAAUGAUUCAUUUUUUUUUUUUACCCCCGGUUGGAAUAGUUUUCUAAAAGGCUCUGGUGACUAAAUGAGCUUAAUUCCUCUACUGUUUUCUUGCAAAAGGUAUCAAAACUGAAAGCCUCUGUAAGGGGAAGACCUUUAAAUUCAAUUUAUAAGACAACAUUUAGUAAGGGAGGUGGAGAAAAUUAUCAGCAAUCUUCAAAUGUUGUGGGGUUUUUCUGCCAACAAAAGCUACGUUCAAAAUGUGGUUGGUGAAAGCUUUUUUCCGUAUUACUUAGAAGAGGCCAUCUUGAAUCUAUGUAAUACUGUUUGACUUAUCACCUUCACUGUAUGCUCAAUUCUUAUUUUGAGCUUUAGAGUCCUCUGAAGGGGUAGUAAUGAUUCUGGUGGCAAAAUCAGAACUUUAACCUUGUUGUAUAGAAUGGGCCUAUUUUGUCAAUUGGGGAUUUGGAUCGAUCGAUUCUUCUCCUUGAGGAACAUAAAUUGCUAUUGCUCAGAGACCUUUAGGUUCCCAUCUACUUUAAGAUCACUCUCUUGGCAACUAGGGGAUUAAAAAAAAAGAUGCUUAUGUGUUGCUAGUACACAAUUUGAGAAUAUGGUUUCUAAUGGUUGGAUUUAGAGGGACCCUUCCUAAAGAAUGAGUUAUGUAUCUCCUCAAGGAAAUCAUGGAAAAUUCUGUUUAUUCUUCAGUGAGUCCUUUUGAAUUAAUGUUCUUACAUUUUUUUCUAAGUCUGUGUAAGUGCUUAUGUAUAAGUAUAUAAUUGUAUAAAUAUUUAUAAAUAUAUUUAUAUAAUUACAAUUUCAUUUAUACCUUGAGUCAAAGUUCUCUCUUUAGAUUGGUGACUGAGUAAUACCAUUUUGGUGUUUUUUCAUAGGCUCUCAAGUAACUAGCAGCUUCUGAUUUAUUGAGGAGGAAACGUGGUGUUCAUGUUAAUUCCUCAGUUGUAUCUCUCAACUUGGAUAAUGUACUUGCUAUCUGAGGAAUAGAGCUCUAUACUAGCAAAGGUGCAGUAGAGGGUUAAAAAACUGUUGAGUAGCCAAGGUCAGAAAUGUAAAAAUUCAGGGAGGCACAGGGUAAGAACUGAGGGUAUGCCCAGCUUUGGUGCUGUGAUGGCACCUAUCCACUCUCUGCAGAGUCACAGCUAAAGCCCAAAUCUGUCAAAAAUGUGAAGUCAAGAAUUUUCCCUGUGGGACUCUUUCAUUCUUUUGCUUACUAACUUCUCUUUAUAAAACAUAUCUCAAGAACCUGAGACAUGUUCAUUAAUGAUAGGAUGUAGUUCUACCUUUUUGAUGAAGUCAGCCGUGGCAUAUCCGUUUAUGAGAAACCAAAGUGACUUUUUCAACAUGGAUUUUACUGUGAGAUGACCCAAGUAUGUAUAAAAUGAUUUAAGUAAGCAUAUCAAAGACUUAGGGCAUGAGAUACUGAUCCAACUUAGGUACAACGGGUGUGUUUAGAGUACAAGAUGUAGAGGAUUUUCUUUUAUUGUGAGGCAGAAGUGUAAUUAUCCUGAGUUUGAUACAGAGGCCCAUGGGGAGAGUAAAUGAGUAUUGCUUCGCUCAUGAACUUAAUUCACUAAAGGAGUAAGCUUCCUCCAGUUUGUCUUAUUUCCUCUGCUCUGUGGAGGAGAGAUUUUAUUGAAUAGAUUAAGUGAAGCUAGUAAGAUUAGUUAAAAAUAGUCGUUCCUUGUAGGUAUUGGAAACAGCUUGAAAGAACAGGCGGGUUGGAAAAGGACAAGAGAGACUUUGAGAGGGACAAGAAACAAAUACAGGCAGAUGGAAUGAAAACUAGUGGGGGAAGAAAGUGACAGGAAACACCUUUUGAUUUUAAUUUAGAAAGGAACCAGAGAGAGAGAACAGCCAAAUGAGGGAAGAAUGGGAAACUAAUUUUGAGUAACUAGCAUGUGCUAGGUACUUCCUGUGCAUUUUCUCCUUUAAUCUUCCUAAGAACUCUACAAAGUGUAUAUUGUCCCCAUUUUGUAGAUACAACACAAUUGAAGUUUAGAGAAUAUGUUCAGGAUGUCACAGCUAGUAAUGGGCAAAAUCAAAAUUGGCAUCCAGAGUCCAUGCUUUUUUCACUCCCUUGCUGUUGUCUCCUACAACAGGGGAAUCAGUUUACCCAAAAGGUUAUCUUCCUGUUGUUUGGCUCUGUAAAUUAUCAUUUGGUUUUGUUUCCUUAAAGCCUGUGGGAUUUGCACUAUGCCUAUAAAUUCUUACUUACACCACUGUUUUGAGGGACUGAUGAUUGCUUUUUAAAAAAAUGAUGCACUGAUGAAAAUGUGAAAGGAAAAUAUGUGGCAUUAUUUGCCAAGAAUAAAUGGAAAGGAUAAAAAAUAAUUUUAUCUUUUUUUAACCAUUUUUGGGAAAAGAUAGUUAUCUUUUCUUUGUCCCACCCAUACCAGAUUAUUGAACUCUCUGUGUAUGUUUUUAAAUCUCCUAUAACAUUCUACUUCCUUGACUCAAAGUCAACAAGUAUUUACUGAGUCCUUAAUCAAAGUUGGAAAUAUCUUGAAGUCUAAUACCUGGUUCCUUCUGUUUUAUCCAGUUGGAAAGAUACACUACACAUCAGAUAAUUGAAGAACAUGUAUAAAUGCUUACCUUUCUGGUGCUGAACAAUAAUUACAAUAAAAGUUUAGAAAGGGGAAAGACUUAGGCUUUCAUUAGGAGAGUCCACAAAAAUAAAUAAAGAAAUUAAAUAAAUAAAUAAAUAAAUAAAUAAAACCGAAAAGUGGCAAACACUAUAGCUCAAAGUUUUUGACUCACCUGUAUUCAUUCUUUAGUUCCAUCUUUUGUAAUUACUAGACUUAGGGCAUGACUUUUAUCAGUAAGGUACACCCAGCACCCAAAUAGGAAAGGAUUAUUGAUCCUGGGACUAAAGAUUUUAGCUAGCAAGGAUCUCACUUGGACACUUAGGAAAAUACCAGAGGGAGCCACUAGGAACUGGAAAGUGAAGGAAAGAUUUCAUUUCUCUCCCCAGGUACAAAUCAAAUGUAUAAAGGGGCACUAUGUGUAGGCAUAAGUGCACUUGGGUAACAGCUCUGCUACUAACAGAAUUGGAGUAGAUCAACAGUUCUCAGUCUUUUCAAGUAAAAGGACUUAAAAAUAUUAAAAUUCGGCAAGAGUGGGGAAUUGUGGGGUUAAGCAUUAAUAACAUUAAGUCCACAGACGAGGAAAAAUGUAAAUGUGCAUGUGGAAUUGCAGACCCUUUGCAAAAACUCUAGGAACCCACAGAUUGUAGACCACCAAAUUAGAUUAUCUUUGAAGUCCUUUCCACUCUAAAAUUUUUUGCUUCUAAUUUCUUUUCUUUAUAUUAUCCCUAGGCUAAUUAAAAAUAUUCUUGUUAAUCACUUCCUUUGGUUUUUUUCUGUUUCCAAGUUUCAUUUGCCCAGUAACUUAAUCUAACCUCACUGUGAUGACUAAAAUCUCCAAAAGGAAAAUAUCAUAAUUCUAGAUCUAGUAAUGAGCUUUUAAACACAAUUCAUUAAUUUUAAAAAACUUCAUUCUGUGUUUCUAAUCGGUGUUAAGUAUGACUAAAAUGUAACUAAUGAGAACCAAAUAUUUCACUGACACCAGAGUUAAAUUUAUUUUACCUGUGUGCUUAAACAAAGCACUUUACUGGCUGAGGAGUUGUUAGGAAAUUGAUUUAUGUAAGUUGUAGAAUUCACACUUGGUUUUGGCAGAAACAAUUUUUUCAAGAUUCAGUUAGGCUGACUUUCAAAAAUAUUUAUCUCACAGAGUAUAUCUCCAUUAUGUCAUUCAUGUUCUCUCUCUGGCCCUCUUUGAGUUAACUACUCAAUAGUAAAUCAUAGGAUGCUGGUUGAUGAAUAAGUGAUGGCUUGUGUAAAACUAAAUGAGAGUAGGAAGAACCAGCCCUACUGAUGAGCAUGGCAGUUGUCCAAUAUUACAAGCCUUGAUGAAAAGGCUACUUAAAGACAGCUGUGUCCUAUGAAUAUUCAACUUCAUUGAUUUGCGUUGCAUAGCAUAUCAAUUAUUGUCUUGACUUGAAACUUAGUAUUGCAUUGUACACGGUAUAGACUGGUGGCAAGAAUGUUUUCGUACAGAAAAUAACCAACAGAAUAUCAUGGCACUAUCUUGGUUCCUCCUAUUCUAUAGAAAUUUAGUAUUUUAGGGAUGGUUAUUUUAGUCUUUGAACACUACUAGAGAGACAGCUUAGAAUCAAGAAUAUUUUUUUAUAGAGAUUAUGACGACCUUGAUAGUUUCCCCAUGAAGUGAACUUGUGAUUAAAUUACUGGAUGUGAUGAUGAGACUGUUAAUUAGAAAAUCGUUUCAUCCUACAUUCUCUUUUACUUUGCCAUUCUCUAUUCUCAAUUUUUUUGGACAUCCAUUCACUGAAAAUUAGUCAUGAUUUUUAAUGAAAUUAGCUAUGUUUAAGAAAUUCCAUUUCUAAGUUUGAAUAAUACUUAAAAUUUUUUUCAUAAAUUAAAAUAUAAGGGAACAAUUUGAAACAAUUGUUUUCAUAGCUCAUUUUCUCUCUCUACCUAAAAUUCUCUUAUUCCAAAUAUAUAACGGCUAGCACCAUGAUACCCCUCCCCUUUCUUUGGCCUACGGAAUGCUCUUGUACUGCUUAGAAUCUCAUUCUCCUAAACAUGAUCAUUUUUGGUUGAAGCCUUUCUUUGCCAUAUGAUCUCCUAGUAGAGCUUGGCAGUCCAAUAUGAACUACUUCAGUAAACCGACUGAACAUUUCAGAAAAGUAUUUUCAAGAGAUGGCCAGGUUUACUUGGAUUAGAGAUAAAAAUACCAAUGGUAGUAUUUUGCCCAAGAACAAUCCCACAUUAAUCUAUAAAUAUGGGGAAGUUGCCUUGUUGUACUUAAUUCUUUGGCCACAAACAGCAAAUUUUUGUUGUUUGCUUAUUGGUAUUUCUUGUAUAGAGAUCAAAAUGCCCUGAGAUUUUUAUAUCACUUACGGGGUCACUUAAGUUUUCAAAUAGGAAGAAUAGUGAAGCUACAUGGGACUGAACAUAAGAAAAAUUUUAUCUGUAUCAAAACAAGUUAUUAAUCUAACUGGGGUACCAUGAAUCAUUCAUUUAUAAGAUGUGGUAAAUAAAAUGGGAAGCAUUUCAAAUCACUGGAUAGUUCUGACCUGGAAUUAUUCUUUCUUAAAAAUCUUUAUUUGCUUUUUUCAUAGACUCAGUAAGAGCAUCUUAACUAAUAAGGGAGAGAUUUUGGUCUGGAGCUAUUCCCUGCCAUUCUGCUUUUUUUUCUUUUGUCAAGCUUGCUGGUUUUAGAAGAGUACAUGUCACUAGAUUUCUGGUUUCAAAUUAAUGACACUGGAAUGCUGAUGCUCAGUUGGGUAUCUUACUGCUUUCAACAAAAUGGUUUGAUAGUAUGUUCUCAGAUUUCUGUGUUCUUAAUAAUGGAAAAUAUCAAUACAUUAAAUGGUGUGAUUCAAAAUAUCAAAUAGGUUUUUUACCCUAAUCAUAUGUUCUUAACAACUUUUUGUUGAUUUAUUGCCCUGUAAGUUAAACCUCACAUGAGGUUACCAUUGCCACCAGAAAAUCCCCUUUUACCUGCUAAUUAGAAUGAAAGUAGUGUGUGACCUCCACUUUUUAGUUAAUGAGUGUAGCAAGCUUGUACUAGGGGCUGUUUAUCUUGCCCAUUUUGGGAUUGGGCCUUGUUACUUUCUAAUGUUUGGCCCUUCAGUUUUGGAAAGGCUAUUUAAAACUCUUGCUGGGAAACAGACAGUGAAGCUCUGAUAUAAUCCUCUAGACUUAGAUACAGAGAAAUGAGUACCAGUUGAUGCUAACAUGAUACUUAGACUUUGAGGGGCUUUCAUCCAAGCUUUGGCAUGAAUCUUUAGAUAGAAUUUUUUCACUCCUUUAAAAAUCUUUUCUAGAACGGUUUUCCUUUUGAUUGUUAACAACUUCUAAGCAUCUGGUGUCUUUUUUUUUUAACCCUUUAAGAAAAGUCCUUUUUUGAGUAGGUAUUGAUUGUUCCAUGGAUACUCUCAGGAGUGUUUGUAGGCUCUGCAUGCUUUGUAUGAGUUCAGUUUGAAUAAUGCGUUUUGAAUCAUCUGGGAUGUCCCAAUUCUGGCAUGUCCUCACUAAUUGUGUUUUUAAAACAUUUUUCUUGUCAUUUUCCAAACCUCACUUCCCAUCUUAUUCAGAGAGGUUAAUCAAGGAAUGAAAUUUGUUUGGGGAAUAGGGUUGGGGGUGGGUUGGGGACUCGAGUGAAGUCAGCUUGGGGUAUUUGCUUUAAAGUGUUUCUCAAGCAGUUCCUAACAGUAUUUAGAGAUUCCCUGGGAAUCCUUCAUUCUGGACAAAGUGGCGGUCUUAGUGAGAUUUGCGUUUUUAAUGCAGGACAGGCUCGAAAUUUAAUGUGUAGUGUAACUUAGUUAUUGAAUCCAAGAAGAUAAUGGACAGAGACAGUGCUCCUAUUGUAAUGUUUCUGGCAAGUGCUCCCUAAAAUGCACAUACAGUUGUCAGUUUUCUGGGCUUUUAAUCCCAUGGUGCUAGGAGAUAAUUUGUUUCUGCAGCUCUUCUCAAAAGUGGGAAGAAGGGUUUGGGACCAGUGAGCAAGGGGCAACUGGAUCAUCCGCUAAAUUUUUUUGUUCACAACACACUAGAGACCCUCCUGUAUAUCUAGUAAGUGAUAAUUAAGGUGCUAGGGAAAGCCUUAAAUUUGAAGACACAUGGAGGCCGUAGAAAAUCUAAACUUGGAGGAGAAAAACAUGCCAUUAGGUAAAGCAGAGCUGUAACUGCUGGCUAAGACUCAAUGGAACUUCCACUUGCUCUAAAACCAGGGAAAUCUUAGAUAACUGGGUGUGAUAUAUCUAUAGAUACACAUACUCUAUAGGUAAAUAAUUUCUAAAAAGAGGGUCUUUCAGUUGGUGAUCCUCUGGUUUUGGCUGUACCAAAUUGUGAAUAUUCUUGCUGUGUUGUACCCAGUUGCUUUAUAUUGGUACUGCAACUUGAAU
Messenger RNA from Zalophus californianus (California sea lion), 10361 nucleotides. It is a transcript of the gene UBXN7, whose product is annotated as UBX domain protein 7. Gene Ontology annotation, biological process: proteasome-mediated ubiquitin-dependent protein catabolic process. Lineage: Eukaryota; Metazoa; Chordata; Mammalia; Carnivora; Otariidae. The coding region runs from base 1178 to 2428 and encodes 416 amino acids. The record is from RefSeq and is a predicted model, not a curated record. The transcript is spliced from 11 exons. Gene Ontology annotation, molecular function: ubiquitin binding. Gene Ontology annotation, cellular component: nucleus.